CGCGAAAGUCGACCAUCAAGAUGGAACCAGAAAACCAAGCCCAGCAGUACGGCGAAGUGAACCAGCUGGGUGGAGUGUUCGUUAAUGGGCGUCCCCUGCCAAACAGCACCCGCAUGCGGAUCGUGGAACUGGCACGGCUGGGAAUCCGACCAUGUGACAUUUCCCGGCAGCUUCGAGUCAGCCACGGUUGUGUGUCGAAGAUACUAGCACGCUAUCACGAAACCGGAUCGAUUCUCCCGGGAGCCAUCGGUGGCUCCAAGCCGCGUGUCACCACCCCCAAAGUGGUGACGUACAUCCGAGAGCUCAAGCAGAAAGAUCCGGGCAUCUUCGCGUGGGAAAUCCGCGAUCGGCUACUAUCGGACGGAGUUUGCGAUAAGAACAAUGUGCCUAGCGUCAGUUCCAUCUCACGGAUCCUGCGGAACAAGCUGGGGAACAUUACGCAUCAUCACAGUGGCAGCCACACACCGCACACCACCCAUCUGUACAACUCGAUCUAUCCCUCCUAUCCGUACACGACCAGUUCGCUCAAAUCGGAAAUUUCCUGCGGCGGCAGUCCGUCCCCUCCGACGGGAGCCACACCGAUGCGAUCGCCCCACCACCACCACGCUCACUGUUGGCCCUCGUCGCACUCGGUAACGGACAUCCUGGCGAACGUUCACCACCAGGCGGCCGUGGCCGCGCUACGGAAUGGCAACCCGGGCUCGCAGUGUCACACCACUCCACCGCCCCCGUCGCUCGGUUCGGUCAUUCCGAACAUGGCCAGCAACAUGCAGCACCAGAUGCAGGACACAACCCACCAGACGCCCAAUUCGUACAACUACUACAUGUAUCUGCAGCAGAGCGGCGGAAUGCACCACGGCGGGCUGGCCAGCGCCAGUGGCUUAUAG
Sabethes cyaneus is the source of this 887-nucleotide messenger RNA. It is a transcript of the gene Poxm, whose product is annotated as paired box protein Pax-1. The record is from RefSeq and is a predicted model, not a curated record. Gene Ontology annotation, molecular function: RNA polymerase II cis-regulatory region sequence-specific DNA binding; DNA-binding transcription factor activity, RNA polymerase II-specific. Lineage: Eukaryota; Metazoa; Arthropoda; Insecta; Diptera; Culicidae. Gene Ontology annotation, biological process: anatomical structure development; regulation of transcription by RNA polymerase II. The transcript has 2 exons. The coding region runs from base 21 to 887 and encodes 288 amino acids.